Messenger RNA from Anneissia japonica, 6791 nucleotides. RefSeq names its product F-box only protein 32-like. NCBI's taxonomy places the organism in Eukaryota, Metazoa, Echinodermata, Crinoidea, Comatulida, Comatulidae. The record is from RefSeq and is a predicted model, not a curated record. Gene Ontology annotation, molecular function: protein binding. Gene Ontology annotation, biological process: protein ubiquitination. Gene Ontology annotation, cellular component: SCF ubiquitin ligase complex; cytoplasm; nucleus. The transcript is spliced from 9 exons. Bases 265 to 1332 code for a protein of 355 amino acids.
UGUGUUGUGUUUUCAGUCUUGGUCACGUUCAGAUAGAGGCUAGGCUUAGGUAUCCUCAGUUGAUGAAGCAAUUUCGAAAUACUGUAAUAUUUGAAAUUAUCAAGUGCUAAAAAUUGAAUUCUGUGGACUUGGUUUAUUGAGUAAACUCUGUGUUUUAUAGUAGUGUAGAACCGUUCCUCUCGUUUGACAGGUUUGUUUUAUAGGCUAGACCUCCACACACUGCUAGCCGCUAGCUAGGAGGGAGCUAGCAUUGUAGCAACAACAAUGAUGAGCGAGAAAACUGUGGCGUUUUCUGAAGAUGUUAUUAACGGUGAAUGGAUACGCCAUCUAGCAGGAUGGAUACAUGUGUCAAGUUAUAUAAAUCGUGUUUGCAAUCAGAAAUCUACAUCUGCAAGCAUACCUAUACAAUCACACCCAACUGGUAAUGAUGAAGAGAAUGAACCAAACAAAAUUGUAAAAUAUCGUGAUCAUGCCUGUUACAUUUUCUUUCCAAGAGGCGGUGCUAAGGAGACUGGCUUUUACUUCACUAUUGGAGAGGUUCUAAACCGCUUGGAUUUCUCGUCUGCUGUUCGAGACCCAAAACGAUUCAACUAUGUCUGUAGGAUUCUGGAAAUCAUAAGUGAAAACUGGUUGUCAUCUUUGAGUGGACUAGCCCAGAAAAAUUUUUUCCAUAAUGUGGAAGAAUCAGUUGUAGUUGUCACUGAAUCAAAACUGUUUGUGAACAGGUUGAAAAAAAUUCUACAUGUACUUUCAAGGGAACUCCAGAAUUCUCAUAUGUUUCACGUGGGUAGCCCUAAAACAUGGAACAAGUGGUUGGAAAUGGUAAAUGAUUGGAUCGAUCAACUCAACUCAAUAGAUUAUAAGCCUGCUGAAAGUGAAAGUGAAGCGAUAACAUUAACUGAUCUACCGGUUGACUGUAUAAACCACAUUAUGUCAUACCUGACAAAUGCAGAAGACAUUGUCAACCUUGGUGCAACUUGCAAAUACUUGCACACCACAAGCGAAUAUUCACUGCGAUGGGAAAGGCUGUGUCGUUUUAAUUUCACUGAAACGCAGAUAAAAUCUGUUUCUCAUAAAUUCUGUAAUACUGACAAUGAACUAAAUUGGAAGGGUCUGUAUGCGAGGCUAUACCAUCGUCAUGGUACGAGAGAGCUCUACAACAAUGUCUUGAAUAUGUGCAAUCAUUGCAAUUGUAUUUUUUGGAAGGAUGGUGGGCACCCAUGCUCGGCAGAAGUUAGCCCAGAGUUCAUGAAAAGACAAUUUUCAGAUGUGGUUGUGACACAUCAGAAUCUCACACCAGAAGAAUUCAUGAAACUCCUGCCAACGCCUUAGAAUAAAUAUGAGCGUGGAACAUUCUUUACAUUCUCAUAAAUACCAAACAAACCGAAAACUAGAAUUUUAUCAUGUGUAUAUUAUGACAUAUGUAUAUUAAAGUGAUCUAGAAUCGUAGCAUGUGUGAGUUGGUUCUGUGUGCUGUUGCACAUAGCCUUAUGCAAUAUAGACAAUCCAAUGUUUGUUAACCCUUGUGCAGAUAUACUCUAUGCUGUGGUGGUGGAAUUCCUUUGUAAAAUGGAAUGUGUUGACAGAUGACCAAUGGCUGAUAGCAGCUUCUCUGAUAAUGUACUCUGUUUAGAGUAAUUUUGACCUAGUUUCUGCAGUAUACUCAUUCUCCUAUCAAGAGGUUGUUUUUACUAUUGUAUGAACCAUGUGGAAUUGUAAAAAAUAAGUGAUUUUAGAAUUUUGAGACAAUUGGCGGCCACUUAAAGACAGGUAGAGAUGUUAGUUUAGGCAUUUUGUUAGAUUAGUGGCAAAUUCAGAAAAGUCUUGUUUGACGAAUUUAAAGAAAUGGAUACCUGUUCUAACAGUGACUCUCAUACUUUACAAAUGCUUUUAUUGUGGCAUUUAGAAGUUUAAUUUUAGUCUCAAAUCCCCAGAAAAAUAUGAGAUUAUAUCCUCCUGUCUAUAAAUUGUCAGUUUCUGGAUUACAUUGUGUAUUGAAAUUACUGUACAAAAUAACAGAAAAUUCCCUGUUAUGUUUCUGAUUUCCAUAAUUUGAAUCCAUACAAGACGUCAUUAAAAUUCCCAUUUGCCAAACAAAUUUCCUCAACAAAACACACUCAAGAAACCUGCCGUCAGUUGGAAGAACCUUGGAAAAUAUAAUGACUGGAUUUAAUCGGGUUCUUAUUGAUUCAACAAGAAAUCAGACAAUUUGGACCAUUAAUGUAAUCAAUAAUUUUUGUUUUUUUAAAUUUCUGAUAUCUUACAGCCAAAAUUUAGAAAUUCAAGGUCGGUUUUGGAACACAAGUUCAGGGAUUGACAACCAGGCGUUCAUUAAACAUUCUGUAGUGUUCAAUUUAAUGUUUUGUCAUUGGAAGUUGAAGUGAUAAGAGGCUAUCUUGAUGUGAUGCACAGACCUCUGAUAAUCAGUGCAAUUACUUGGCUCAUUAUGUAUGAAUUGAAAUUGUGACUUUCAUUUGAACUCCCAUAAUUUUUUUUUUUCUCUUAUGAUUACCCUUGAUGCUUUAUCAUCAAUUUUUCAAAAUACUGAUUAGAAACGUCAUCAUUGUAAAAAUUAAUUCUGAUUAAUCAGCCUGAGUAAGAAAUUAAAAUAGAGGAGCCAUUUCUGGAUUUAUUAAAAAUGGUAAUCUCUUCUCGCGCUUGGUUUGAGCAUGAGUAAUGGCUACUCUCUCAGAAUAAGAUCUGUGGUAGAGUAAAAUAGAUUCAAUUUAUGGAAGCCAUAUGGUUUAAUUGGCAUGACCUUGUAGCCUUUUAAAUCCUGGGGAAAUAAAUUCAAUACUGAGAGGUUAAGCACAGCAUUUAUUUAAAAGUUUCCAACACUUUGCUGACAUUUCCAAGGCAUAGGAAAAAUUAAAUUGACAUUCACUGACUUUCAGCACCAACUGCAACUGUGUGAUGAGAAAUAAAAAUCCUAUAUUUGCAUAUAAAAAGCUACAAUACAUAUAAACAUUGGCCACAUUUGGUACGUUUUGUCAAGAAUGAUUUUUUGUCGCGAAUUAUUUUUUCAUUCGACUGGAUUGAAAACCAAAAAAUUAUCAAAAAUCAGAGCAAUUUGCAACAUAUUAUCCCUGUGACCCAAAAAACAUGGCUGAUUAGUCAGUUUAGCAAACAAAUUUGUGUUAAUAUAAAUUAGAUUAGAUUGUAGAAAAUAAUUGAAAUAUUUGUCCAAAUAGCCAUUAUAGGCCAACAAAAUACAAGGAAAAAAAUUGAUGAUAAAACAGCCACAAGCCAAGACUAUACCUUAGUUACACUGAGUGUGUAUCAUGGUAACUAUUUAGCCAUUUUGUUUUGUUGAGUAUUUUUAGCAGUUUUCGUCUGUUCGUUUUUGCUAAGUACAUGCAGGAUUUUAUUACAACAAAGAACGAACUGUCGAAUACGGCAACUAUGACAGGGUUAUUAUUACAGCCAUAUGAUUUAUUUUUAUUGUUUAAAAUCAAUGAUAAUUGCAUUUUUAAUUGUUUUUUUUAUUGAAAAUUUAUAUUGAUACCAGUAUUUGCUUGUAAUGUACCAGUAUUUGCUUGUAAAUACGAUAAUGUAAACAUAUGCAGUUCAGCCAUGUGUUGCAAUGUAUGCGAGUUUCAUGGUUGAUUGACUAUAUACAUUUGAAAUAUAAGAUAUACUGUAGUGUGAAAUAAACAUUAUUUAUCUUUAGGAAUUUUCUGAAGGAUAAAAAAAUAAAUGGGAUAGCUACUUAAAAGUGAUUAAGCUUAAAAAAAUGUAAUAUGGUUUAAUGCAAGGGUACUUACUCAAAAGGGGCGUUUACAGCCAAACCACAGAAAUUCCCCUACCUCCUGGUUGUAGGUCCUGUGAAGUAGGUGGUAAUAUAAUUGUUGUCAUAGUUUGUUGUAAUAGUAUUGUUUCACAGCAUAACAUCGCUCAAAAUGUCCCAUAUGUAUACAGUCAGGAAAUUGUGAUUUGGAUUUGCGAACUGAUUAAAAUUGUAGAAUUCUUUGUAUUGUAUGUCUGUUGAAGAAUGCACUUUAUCAUAUUUUCAAGGGUGUAGAAAUAUUAUCUUUACUAUCAGAAAGUUUUGUAAAUAAUUUAUUAGGAUUCAAAUAAUGAAAAUAUUAGAAUCAAGCAUUUGGUUUUAAAAUACUGCACUUUGAUCCAGUGGUGGACCCAGAUUUCUUGCCAGUGUGGCGCGAGUGGGAAUCAAUAACCUAAUUUCCAAAUUGGGUGGCACCUAGAGGAAGGAUUUGUGGGUGUUCCCUUAACUAUUGUGGUGGUGUAGAGGACUAUUCCCCCUGGUUAAGCUUUGGGAUUCAGAUAUUUCAAUAUCCUAAUUGCUGUUGGGGGGGGGGGGGAGAUUCACCUUUCGCCACCCCGGAUCCACCACUGUCAUCGGUCAUAAAACUGAUGUUUUACAAGUUCAUUGCUAUAAUUAUAGAUAUAUAAAUAAUCUGACUUAUGACAUUAACAAUCAUGUUUGUGUAGGAUAAAGUGCAAAUUUAAUUAGGAGAGAAAAAAGAUACUGUUUAAGUCUUAAAUCUGCAAUUAUAAUAAGGCCAAAAUAAAGUUCUAUGCUAUAAAUAAGUGUGUAAAUAGUCCUGAUGACAUUAUCUAUAAUAUUUAUGUGAACUUAACUGAGCAGACAAAAUUGCGAGUUCAAUUGGAAGAAAGAUGAAACUUUAUUUUUGUAAAAUUGUUUUAAAGUUAAAUUUGCAGUUAUGUAAUAAUGUUGAGUAGUCCAAGCAGACCGAAAUUCAGCUCUGUCCACAACAGGGAGUUCUCGAUUUGUGCUACCAUACGUCGCUAGAAUGGAUUCACUCAUCCGUGACCGGGCGUCAUUUGGCCAAAUUGCGUCCUAGAUUCCAUGCGACCGCAAGAACUCGCAUGCACAGAUGACUUUGUGACGCCAUUACCUUCUACCAACUGAUCUCAUGGCCAUAUAUGGGCACAUCUUGCAAAUUUGUAACAUGACAUUUGAUAGUGUAGACCAGACCACAGGUGGGCAAAGUUCGGCCAGUGGGCCACAUGCGGCCCAAUGACAAUUUUGUUGCAGUCGCCUACCAUCUUUGUUUAUAAAACCCUAGUUUUUUUCAGCCUGACACUAAUCGUCAGUAAAAAGUACAUUAAAGACUAUAAAAGCUGAAUUCAGCUUUGUGCUAGCACGUACCAGUAGUGUUCAAAAUAACAAAUUACUGUGCUAGCACGUACCAGUAGUGUUCAAAAUAACAAAUUAACUUUACCCCUCCAACAGUACCGUAUCUAGAAGUCUUCAAAUGGGGGUGCGCGAAGGUGAAGUGGGGGGAGGGGCUCGAUGAUCAGUUGAGGGGUACUAAAUCGCAAAAUAUGGUGAUUUUAGGAGAUUUUUAUUACUACUUGACUGAUUUUUUGGGAUCGACUGGGGGGGGGUGCAAGUAAUUUUCUGGGGGAAUGCGGCCCUCCCCUAGAUACGCAACUGCCCUCCAAUUUUCAUGCCCACCCCUGGUGUCGACAGGGCUUUAGAAUUAAUAGGUGGUUAGGGUUUUUUUUUUUUUUUACUGUAGGCCUAACAAUAACAUUAAUGCAAAUUUGUUGUGCGCAGUCUAUAUGUAAGCUGGUUAAUUGAUUUAUUUUUUAUAUAACACAUCUACCUGUAAUUGUAUUUUGCUGCAUAUGGUGGUACUUUUCAGGUAGAAAAUUUAAAACAAUAGCAUAAAAUAUGCAAACAUGAUGUAGUUGUUGGACAUGGUUUAGUUUAUGGUGUAAUUUUCUUUUCUGUGUGUUUUAACAAGUCCUUGAGUAAAAACAUAACAGUCCUUACUUUGUUAUUUAACGACUUUAAACCAUGCUCAUAAAAAAUGUCAUUAUAAUUCAACUGAUUUCAUGCACUUUGAAAGACACAUAAAUAUUCAAAUUCCUCUUAAAAUUUUUGGAGUCCAAAAAAUUCAUACCUUUUUGGCAAAACAUACUUUAGUACAGUAAAUGCUAUUGGUUUGUAGAAUCAUUUACCUUAUGCUUUUAAACAAUUUUAAAAAUGUGUUAAAACAGCCCUUUCAAGCAUCCCAGUUUUAAAGGAUAAUCUUCUGCUAUGUCAUUUUUAGUUGUGGUAGGGAGCAGUCAUAAUGCUCCAUAGUUAUGGUCAGUUUUUGUAAAACUUGAAUUUAUUUUUGUGAUGUUUUUUCCUUUUGAAGGUUUAUUGUUAAUUUUACCUUAUGGCAUAGCAGUAAAUAUUACAAUUGCACAGCUGCUGUUCAGUAAAGUUAUAUUUGGUACAAACACAAAGUUAAUACUAUUAUAUAAAUAUUCAUUUGUACACUGGUUAAGUGCAUUGUGACUACGAGGAAAAGGCUUCUACUGUAUAUGAAUACUCAUAAAAAUAACAUUAUUUAACAUGUGUGAAACUCCUCAAUGAAAAACAUAUAGGGUUACAUAAAUGCUGGUAUAAAAGGUCACUUUUCACUGACUAGUUGAAAUGCAAAUACUAUUUUGGUUUAAUGACUGUUUUGAGAAUUGACAUUGAUAUUUAUCCAGAUGAUUUCACAGAAAGAUAUUGUGCUGCAACUUGUUAUUAGCUUUAGGCUUGAAUAAUGUUGAAUACUUAGCAGAUAUAUUGUUAUUAAUAUUAUGCAAACAACUUGCAUUAAAUGUUAUGAAUUUACUGGUUGUCUAUUUGUAACUCUCAUUUAUUGUGAUUUUGAUAAUUCCCCUAUUACCAAUCUAGCAGUUAAUCAUAUGAUAAACCUGUAUAUUCAUGGCCACUGCCACCAGAAAGAUAAUGUAGUGUAAGAUAAGUGAAUGUGGUAAAUGUAUGACGUAAAUUUCAAAUUAAACAUGUUUUUUGACACACA